This is a messenger RNA of Parasteatoda tepidariorum (common house spider), 1381 nucleotides long. RefSeq names its product Golgi phosphoprotein 3 homolog sauron (gene sau). Gene Ontology annotation, biological process: retrograde vesicle-mediated transport, Golgi to endoplasmic reticulum; Golgi vesicle budding; Golgi to plasma membrane protein transport. NCBI's taxonomy places the organism in Eukaryota, Metazoa, Arthropoda, Arachnida, Araneae, Theridiidae. The record is from RefSeq and is a predicted model, not a curated record. Gene Ontology annotation, cellular component: cytosol; trans-Golgi network; Golgi cisterna. Gene Ontology annotation, molecular function: phosphatidylinositol-4-phosphate binding.
CGGAAACAGAUGGCGCAAUGUCAUAAAUAAAUAAUAGUUAUCACUUCCGAUUUAGAAAAAAUUUAGUCUUUGCUGACCUCCAUAUCAAAUUUUCUAUUGUCUAAAUUAUUUAGGAAAUUUUGAAUGUAUGGGAUCACCUAUAUAAAUAAAACUGAGUGUGCAAUAACAUAAAUAUUUCCAAGUGAUUGGCCUUCACUCAUAAAUAUCGGACUGUAAAAAAUGAAUAGAACAGAAGGGCUCGUUUUGCGAAAAAAUGCUGUUUCUCAAAACGUCGAUAGGUACGAAAAUAAUGAUGACGAGCCUGAAAAACUUCUCACUGAAGAACCUGAAGAAGAAGAUGUAGAUUCUAAAGAAACAAGAUUAACGUUGAUGGAGGAAGUUUUAUUAUUAGGUUUAAAAGAUAAAGAGGGUUACACAUCAUUUUGGAAUGAUUCCAUAUCAUCUGGAUUGCGUGGAUGUAUCCUAGUAGAGUUAGCUCUUAGAGGUAGAGUAGAAUUGGAGAAAGCUGGCAUGAGACGCCGCAGUUUGCUUAUGAGGAAGGUGUUGGUUAAAAACGAUUCUCCAACUGGUGAUGUCUUACUAGACGAAGCAUUAAAACAUGUUAAAGAAACGGAACCUCCUGAAACUUUACAAAGUUGGAUUGAUUAUCUAAGUGGUGAGACUUGGAAUCCUCUAAAACUCCGAUAUCAGUUAAGAAAUGUUCGGGAGAGGCUUGCUAAAAACUUGGUUGAGAAAGGUGUCCUAACAACUGAAAAACAGAACUUCCUACUAUUCGACAUGACGACUCAUCCUCUGACGGACUCUUCCACAAAAACCAAACUUGUGAAGAAAGUCCAGGAUGCAGUACUGAGCAAAUGGAUCAAUGACCCACACAGAAUGGACAAGCGCAUUCUAUCGCUUAUUAUUCUCGCUCAUUCCUCUGACGUCUUAGAGAAUGCUUUUGCCCCCCUCUCUGACGACGACUACGAGGUGGCCAUGAAGAGAGUCCGAGAAUUACUCGAACUGGACGUCGAGGCGGAAAGUAUGAAAGCGAAUGCCAAUGAGGCAAUGUGGGCUGUGUUUGCAGCUUUUGUAAAAUGAGGUAGCAUUAUAUAAAAUUAUAUAUAUUGUACAUUUGAAUGAAAAAAAACUUGCAUUAAUAAUAGUUUGUUUUCUUUCUCCUCCCGCUCCUGGACAUUUUUUUUGGGAGGGGAGGGGGAGACUGUCUAUUAAAUUCAGGUGGAAUCUUUUCAAAUAAUAAUCUGUUCUUGCAGUUCUUAUAAUGCAAUGUGAUUUUUCUUUUUCUUCUUUGUCAAACGGGUUUCUUGUCUUCGAUAUUAAAAAUUUGAAUUUUUAUAAAACAAGUAUAGUUGAAUUGUGUUAAUAAAAUAUUUUAACUUGC